UGUUGGAUACCGCAGAUUCGCCAUAACCUCUCCAGCUCUUUUUUUAAAAAAAAUAAAAUUAGAAAACAAGUCGCCAGCAGAAAGUCCAGCCUUCCCAGUCUGCACGGAAGGGACCUGACGCUAUUUUUUUUCCUCCGAGGGGGCGUUGCCAUGGAGACGCAGGCAGCCGAACAACAUUCCAUCUUCAUGUGUAAAUUUUGUAACUUAUUCUCCCCAAGUCAGUCAGAACUACUUUCACAUGCAUCUGAAAAGCACAAAGAAGAAGGACUGAAUAUCAGUGAUAUCAUCAUUCCACUCAGGCCACUUAAUACUACUGAACCCACCAAUCAGAACAAAAGUGGAGAAGAGCUUUUGGUAGUGAAGAGAAAACGUGGAAGACCAAAAGGCUCAACUAAGAAGCUCUGCCCUGAUGAGGAAUUGCCUGAAAAUAAUAACUGUAGUCCAAAUGAAGAAAAUCAGCUGGCUUCUCCUGAAAAAAAUAGCCUUCCUGAAGUUCCUGAAGUGGUUCCUGGCAACUUGGAAUGCAGUAAAUGUUGUCGGAAAUUCUCUAACACUCGUCAACUAAGAAAGCACAUCUGUAUUAUUGUGUUGAAUAUAGAAGAAGAAGGUGAGCCAGGUAAUGAUUCUGAAGUUGAACUUGACAGGAAGGAGAAAGAGGAUGAGCGAGAAAAGGCACCUAAAAGAUCACGGACUCAGAAGGCAGAGAAAGUGCAGAAAAUUUCUUCGGGAAAGGAUGCAGUACAGUUUUCAGGAGCAAAAAAGCCCAUUAUAAGUGUGGUUUUGACAGCACAUGAAGCCAUUCCAGGUGCCACUAAGAUUGUUCCUGUUGAAGCAGGGCCCCCUGAGACAGAAGCAGCCAAUACCAAGGCCACCAUCCCAGACCUAGCUCACCGGAGAGGGUACCAGGAAUAUGCUAUCCAACAAACACCAUAUGAGCAGCCAAUGAAAUCAAGCAGGUUAGGUCCCACUCAGCUCAAAAUUUUCACUUGUGAAUACUGCAACAAAGUGUUCAAAUUUAAGCACUCCCUCCAGGCCCAUUUGAGAAUCCACACCAAUGAAAAGCCUUAUAAGUGUUCCCACUGUAGCUACGCCAGCGCCAUCAAAGCCAAUCUCAACGUCCACAUGCGGAAACACACGGGUGAGAAGUUCAGCUGUGAUUAUUGUGUGUUCACCUGCUUGAGCAAGGGUCACCUCAAAGUUCACAUUGAGCGUGUGCACAAGAAGAUCAAACAGCAUUGUCGCUUCUGCAAAAAGAAGUACUCAGACGUGAAAAACCUCAUCAAACAUAUCAGGGACACGCACGACCUGCAAGACAAGAAAGUGAAAGAUGCCUUUGAUGAGCUCCGCCUGAUGACCCGCGAAGGCAAGAGGCAGCUCCUCUAUGACUGUCACAUCUGUGAACGCAAGUUCAAGAAUGAACUGGACCGAGACCGACACAUGCUGGUCCACGGGGAUGAGUGGCCCUUUGCCUGUGAGCUCUGUGGCCACGGGGCCACCAAGUACCAAGCUCUUGAGCUCCAUGUCAGAAAGCAUCCCUUUGUGUACGUCUGUUCUGUCUGCCUGAAGAAGUUUGUUAGCUCCAUACGACUCCGCUCCCAUAUUAGAGAGGUGCAUGCAAGCUUACAGGAGACUACAGUUUUCAGUGAUUCUAUCAAUCAGAGUUUCUGUCUUCUAGAACCUGGUGGUGAUAUCCAGCAAGAAGCUGUUGGAGAUCAGCUGCCUCCGGUAGGAGGUGAAUUUGUGUUUCAGGCCGUAGACCCACAAAAGGAAACCACCAGCCUGGGGGAAGCAAACCAGGAAAAUGGAAGCAGGCACAUCAGCCAUGUAGAAACCCCUACCACUUCUUCCUUGGACUUAGAGACCCCUCAGGGAGCAAAUGUAACUGUGCCAGCAUGUGAAUCGGCAGCCAAUGGAGCAACCUCUGAGCUCCAUUCACAUGUUGUUUCAGAGGAUUUCCUGCUGAAAAAUCAUACCUCUGCUCCUACUGAGACUCAGGCCCCUUCUAACAAUGACUCGCAAGGCCAGCCUGGAGACUCAGCUAAUGCUAUUCAGGGUGAAGAAGUAACACUACUUUUGCCCAGGGAUCAAAAUUCUGAGCCAAAGCAGAAUACCAGUAAUGAGAGCCCUGUGGCUGAAGGAGGAAAUACGGUUGCCCUUUCUCUUACUGAACUGGAAGCAAGCAAGUCCCCUACACCAAAUCCGUCCAAAGCCACAGAGCUGCUUCCUUCAGCAGCCACCAGUGUUGAUGCACCUAUCAAUCCACAGGCUGAUUCUCGUACUACUCCAUCUUCAGAGCAUCAGACUAGAACCGCUGCAUUCAUGCAGGUCUUGGACAACUUACAAAAAAGACAGAUGAAUACUAGCAUGUGUGAGAGGAUUCGAAAGGUCUAUGGGGAUCUGGAAUGUGAAUAUUGUGGCAAACUUUUUUGGUAUCAGGUACAUUUUGAUAUGCAUGUCCGCACCCACACUCGAGAACAUCUGUAUUAUUGCUCCCAGUGUAACUAUUCUUCUAUCACCAAAAACUGCCUUAAACGCCAUGUAAUUCAGAAACACAGCAACAUAUUGCUGAAGUGUCCCACUGAAGGCUGUGACUACUCAACUCCAGAUAAGUAUAAACUACAGGCGCAUCUCAAAGUUCACACUGAGCUGGACAAAAGGAAUUACUCUUGCCCAGUGUGCCCAAAGUCAUUUUCAGAAGAUAGGUUGAUAAAAUCACACAUCAAGACAAACCAUCCUGAGGUUUCUAUGAGCACCAUCUCUGAGAUUCUUGGCAGGAGGGUCCAACUCAAAGGGCUAAUUGGAAAGAGAGCUGUAAAGUGUCCAUAUUGUGACUUUUAUUUUAUGAAGAAUGGAUCAGAUCUUCAACGUCAUAUCUGGGCUCAUGAAGGUGUGAAACCAUUCAAAUGUUCACUAUGUGAGUAUGCCACUCGCAGCAAGAGUAACCUCAAGGCUCAUAUGAAUAGGCACAGCACUGAGAAAACACAUCUGUGUGAUAUGUGUGGCAAGAAAUUCAAGUCAAAAGGCACACUGAAAAGUCACAAGCUCUUGCACACUGCUGAUGGUAAACAGUUUAAGUGUACAGUGUGUGACUACACAGCUGCUCAGAAACCUCAGCUCCUACGUCACAUGGAACAGCAUGCCUCCUUCAAGCCUUUCCGUUGUGCACAUUGUCAUUAUUCUUGCAAUAUAUCUGGUUCACUGAAGAGACAUUAUAAUAGGAAGCAUCCCAAUGAAGACUAUGUCAAUGUAGGAACUGGAGAACUUGCUGCUGAUGUCCUGAUCCAGCAAGGUGGCAUUAAGUGUCCAGUUUGCAGCUUUGUUUAUGGUACUAAAUGGGAAUUCAACAGGCAUUUGAAGAAUAAACAUGGAUUGAAAUUAGUGGAAAGUGAUGGUGACACUAAAUGGGAGCUAACUACAGAAAUUUCUGAGGAAUCAUCCACCCAGUACCUUCAUAUCACAGAAGCUGAAGAAGAUGUUCAAGGAACUCAGGCGGCUGUAGCGGCUCUACAGGACCUCAGAUAUACCUCAGAGAAUGGUGAAAGACUUGAUCCCACAGCUGUGAACAUCCUUCAGCAAAUUAUUGAGCUGGGAACAGAGACCCAUGAUGCUGCUGCUGUUGCCUCUGUUGUUGCCAUGGCACCAGGAACUGUAACAGUUGUGAAACAGGUGACUGAGGAGGAACAGAGUGCCAACCAUACUGUGAUGAUCCAGGAGACCUUACAGCAGGCCUCAGUGGAGCUGGCUGAGCAGCACCACUUAGUCGUAUCUUCUGAUGAUGUGGAAGGAAUCGAGACAGUGACUGUUUACACCCAAGGUGGAGAAGCCUCUGAGUUCAUCGUUUACGUGCAGGAGGCCUUGCAGCCGGUUGAAGAACAGACUGUGGAACAGUCAGCCCAGGACAUCUAGAGAACCAGAGGCUCAUAUAUUUAGGGCCAGUUGAGUCUUCUCAUUUUACAGAGGAGAAAACCUCAAAGCCUAGAGAGGUGACAAGCCAACAACCACAUCACAGUGCCUCUAGUGUGUGUCCCUGGUGACUGUAGAUACAAAAAAUUGCCCAGCACUUGCAAAAUUUUCCAACUCCUCAUUCCAUCCUGCACCAGCAUUUCUUCCACAGUACUACUAGCAGUUAGUCUGACUGUUGAUGAAUUACUGAUCUGUCUGGCUCUCUGGGCAGCUACUUACCCCUCAUCUUCCCAGCCUUCUAUAGCUUGCUUCUAAAAAGAUAUUUGAACAGUACCCAUCUCCCUUCUAUUCCACAAAAAGAAGAAAAUGCUCAUUUUUUUGCUGUAAGAUGUAUUUUUUAAAAAACCUUUCAUCCCUAGUCAGAACCUGCCCAAAAUCUCCGAAUAAAUCCUCAGCCAAAGGGUAGAUCCCUGUGUAGUAUGCCCAUUUUCUCUCCAGAGAUUCUCCUGUGGAAGGUAAACCACAAUAUUAAGACAAAGUGGCCUUAUGGACAGAAGAUAAAUUUUGACGAGCCUCAUUGAGUGGGAGGGGGAAUGGGGUGAGGGAGGGAAUGGUUUCUACCUUUUUACUUCCUAUUUUAUCUGUAAAGUUCCAGCUCAACUCAAGCAGAUCGGACAUUUUUAGCAAGUAAACAGAGCACAGAGCAGAACUAGUCAACCUUUCACACCCACAAGUGUUUUUCCAUUUCUUCUUCUUGGAAUUAUUUUGCUUCUUCCUUCUCUCCCUUCUUUUAAAUGCACUGUUAGGGCCACUGGCUAGUAGCAGCAGUAGUGGUGAGAGGGGCAAGUUGGGAAAGGAAUGUAAGUGGUUAAAUACUUAUCUGGGUAUUUUCCUGUUUCUCAUUUAAAUCAUGGUAGUUUCAAUUUUAUAUUUUAUGAUCCCAGAGUCUUAGGUUUUAGCAUCAAAUGAAAACUUGUCAGUGUCACAGAUACUUGAAGAGCAAUUCUCAAUUAUUCCUAUUAAAAUAAUUCAGACUUAUAGGGGGCUUUUUAGGUCUAUAAUUUUUCCUUCUAGUUCCUUGUGCCCGGUACAUUAUUUGCUACCUCCAGAGGAAUAAAAGUGCACCUUUCUUUAAUAUUUUAUUUGAAAAUAACAAUAAAUUGACCAUAUAAAGACUUCAUUAUGUUUUAUUGCUUGAUCAAACUUCAAAUUCAGACAUUCAAAUUUAUAUGCAGAUAUGUGUUUUUUUAAGCUUGAAAAUCACAGCAUAAUUAGGGAUGUUCAUGAUCAACUAAGGAAAAUAAAGCCUAUGAUAUAAUGGAAGGAACACUGAAUUUUGACUAAAAAGACCUGGGUUCAAAUCCUGGCUUUUCUACUAAAUUCCUGUGCAGCCUUGUUCCAAGUUAUCUAACUUCUCUUGGUCUUAGUUUCAACUAUUGAAUAAUUGAUUUUGAGUUUAUGAUCUCUAAGGUCCAUUUCAGCCCUAAACCCUAUGAUCAUAAAUGACCAUGUCAGUCAUAUAGCUUGUAGAUCAUAGCACCAGAUCUCAAAGCCAAGUCUUCCAGUUCUAAUCCAAGACUCUUUUCUUGUUGGCUGUCACCUGUGAGGAUUGCAGGUAGACAAACAAGGUGAAAUGGACAAAUGGGAGCAGAUCCAGAGGUGGUCAACCCAUCCACAUAAUGGGAAUGUACAAGGUUUGGGGACUGCACUAAAUGAUAUCCAAAUUUCCUUCCCGUCAAAAAUUCUAUGAUUUUUUUCCCUCUUUAAAUUUGAUAAUAGCUACUAGUCAUUCUUCCAUUUGUAGUAGUAAUAAUAGCUCACAUUUAUCUAGUCCUAUAGAGUUCAUUAAAAAAAAAACACAAACCACUCCAAAGUUAUAGAUGAAGCAUGUAGCAUUAGAGAGUACUGAGCUUUGAGUCAGGGUGACCUAGGCAUGAUACUUUCUCUCCUUAAGAUAUAUCUACUAUCUAGUCAUAGAUCUGUUUUGGUGAAACUUGGAAUUACCAACAUCAAAGAUAAAGAUCCUUCAUGUAUCAAAGUAUUAUUUAUAUCCAUUCCUCCCUCCCCUAUCACAUUCCACAACAAUACUCUAAGGGAGUACAAAUAUUAUUAUUUCCAUUUUAAUGAUGUAGUAACAGAUUUAGAGAAGCUUAGGGACUUGCUCAGAACCAUGUAGAUGGAAGAGCUGGCCCAUGAACCCGGGUUCAUGCAAAAUUUAGCAAUUGCUCUGCUACAGCAUGCUGAUAGCUCUUUGGCAGGUGGAUUUGGGAUCCAUUCUUGGAAUGUGUUCUCAAAAGAUGCUAAAUGCCAUGAUCAGUUUUUUAGAUUAUCUUUCUCUUCUAUAUUUCUAUUUUAACAAAAGUUCUUGUAACACAUGGAUCUCUAAGAAAGGGAAGGAAAGAACCCAGGGAGAAAUUGAGGCUAUGCCAAGACAAAAACAAUAUUUUUUUUUAAAAGGAAAAAAGUAUACCAAAAAAGAGGAGAUUCUGAAAGGGACAAAAUGACAAAACUAGCAUUGGAAUCCAAGAAAACUCUACCCCAAAAAUCAGUCUACCAAAAAUAAAAGAGCAUUUUGAGUUUUGAGCACUCAGGAAACACAGUCAAGACAUAGAGACCACUUCCUCCUGUGAAAGCUGCCUAGUCUGCCUAAAAAGACCUUGCUGUGGAAAAUUCUUUUUGCCCCCUAUGCUAUUUUUAACAUUUAUGUUACUCAAUAGGUGAGAAUAAUGCUUAUCUAUAAAAACAAAUCUUCGGAAAGAGUUUCUCUAAACAUUAGGACCUCCACAAAAUUCUAAGCAAAAAUUCCUACUGGUUCUAUGAAAAUGCAGUAACUUCAAAUAUGUCUGUUGAUGAACUAUUUUUGUUUCCUGGGAACCAGCCUAGCUAGGUUCAAAGAGGUUCAUUACCAUAAGGCUGAUCACCAGGUGAUUUGUUUGGGGGCCACCAAGACUCAUGAAACAGGAAAAUACAAAAAUACCCUCAUGGUGAUUUCAUUUCUGAUUUCAAACAAGAUAUAUACAAAAUAAAUUAGAAAUAAUAACUAGAAUUAAGAGGGAUUAGGAAAGGUUUCCUAUAGAAAGUGGAUUUUAACUGGGACCUGGAAAUCAGAGAAGCCACAAAAAGGAGAUGAGGUGGGGGAGGACAUUGCAGCCAUGGGGGUCAGUCAGUGAAAAUGCCCAGUGUUGGAAGAUGGCAUAUCUUGUUCAAAGAACCUCAAAGAAGCCAAAUGUCACUGGAUCUUGGAGUAUUUAGUGGGAGGGCCGAGAGACAGGUGUAAGAUUUAAGACUGAAAAGGUUAUGAAGGGUUCUGAAAGUCAAACUGAGUGUUUUAUAUUUGAUCCUGAAGGUGGUGGGUAAUCACAAGUUUGAAUGGGGGGACUGGUAUUACAUGGUCAGACCUGAACUUUAUGAAGGUCACUUUGACAGCUGAGUAGAGAGUGGCCUGGAUGGAAUAAGGAAAGACUUGUGUCAAGGAGGCCUACCAGCUGACUAUUGCAAUGGUCCAAGAGUGAGUGAUAGGGGCCAGCACCAAGGUGGUGGCAGUGGAGAAGGAGACAUUGGAGAGUUAUAUUAUGCAUGCAAAAUUGACAAAAUUGACAGGUCUUAACAGCAAAUUGGAUAUGGGGGUUGAGAAAGAGUGGGGGGUUGAGGAUGACACCUAGGUUAUAAAUCUGAGUGGCUGGGAGGAUGGUGGCACCCUCAACAGUUAUAAGGAAAUUAGUGGAAAGGGAAGGUUUUGGGGAAGAGAUGAGUUCAAUUUCAAUCAUGUCAUAUUUAAGAUGUCUAUGAGAUCCAGUUUAAGAUGUUCAAUAAGGAGUUGUAGAUGCAAGAAUAUCAGUCUCAAAAGCUGCAGAGAGGUAAAAAAGAAUAAAAAUGGAAAAAAGUCCAGUGGAUUUGGCAAUUGAUAACUAGUGAGGAUGGAUGCGUCAAAUGAGGAUUUUUGAGGAAAGAGGAGAGAUGGGUAUAUUUGUAGCAGUGAAGAAGCCAGUAGACAACAACAACAACAAAAUUGAAGAUAAAUGAAUGUAAUGAUGAUAGAGGAGACUGUUGGAGAAGACAGGAUGGAAUGGGAUUACUGCUACAACAAUG
Messenger RNA from Dromiciops gliroides (monito del monte), 7992 nucleotides. It is a transcript of the gene ZFAT, whose product is annotated as zinc finger and AT-hook domain containing. The coding region runs from base 151 to 3906 and encodes 1251 amino acids. The transcript is spliced from 16 exons. Gene Ontology annotation, molecular function: RNA polymerase II cis-regulatory region sequence-specific DNA binding; DNA-binding transcription factor activity, RNA polymerase II-specific. The record is from RefSeq and is a predicted model, not a curated record. Gene Ontology annotation, biological process: regulation of DNA-templated transcription. Lineage: Eukaryota; Metazoa; Chordata; Mammalia; Microbiotheria; Microbiotheriidae.